UAGCGUCACUUUCCCACUUCAUUUGAAAAAGAUUUUUGUGUUUUUAUUUUGUGCAAUUACUAAUUAAUAAUGUCCAGCAAUUUGGAUUUCAAUUCUUUAACAACAGACGACAUUGUGUACGAGUAUAAAAUCUUGCACACUCGUCAUCAACAGCUGAAAGAACAGAGUGAGGAAGAUGCGCAACGUAUUCACGAAUUAAAGAGGAAUUUGGACACGGCUUUGGCAGCCGAAGCGUAUCUGACCCAAGAACUUGAACAGCUCAAUGCUUGUGGAGGAGGUGGCCCAGCCCAAAAUACGCAACAUGGCAUAGAGCAAGAACUGGAUGAGAUGAGGAAAAGAUAUAAAACUCUUCUUGAAGAACAUGAAAAUCUGCAACAGGAAUAUGAUAACCAAGGGCAGGAGGUGGAAAAGUUGAAGAGCAAGUUGAAGCAAUCGGAAAAGGAUCUUGAGGGUAAAGUGGCUCAACAACUAGCCCAUGUCCAUGAUGAAUGUCAGGAACGUUUUGGAGUCUUGGAGACGGAGAAUUCCGAGUUAAUGCAAAAACUAUUCGAGUAUGAACAGGCCAAGGUGAAACAGACCUUUGAAGUCGCUGAUAAGGAGAGAAAUAUGGCCAUUCUUGAGGAUCAGGUCAGUUGUUUGGAGCAGAAUCUAAAAUGCAAACGAGAUGAAUUGGAGGAAAAAAUUCAGCUACUGGAAAGCUGCCAGGAGCAAUUGGUCGAAGCAAAUGCCAAAAUUGCAAUGCUUUCGAGUUCUCCCAAUGAGAAUGAUCGAAAGGGCAAUUCGCUAUUUGCCGAGGUCGAUGAUCAACGUCAGGCCAUGAGACAGUUGCUGGCUGCUCAAAAGAAAAGCUAUUUGGAUAUGAAGAAAGUCUAUUCCGAUAGCAAAUUUGAAAUUCAUCGCCUGAAGAGAGAGAAUAGUGCCAUGCAUAAAGAACUGGAUACGUGUAGCAACAUUUUCUGCAGUGCAGAUCGUACCUAUCAAAAUAAACUAAAUGAACGCAUUCGACAGUUGAUGAAGCAAAAUGAUAGUCUGGAGAAACAGCUUAAUAUAUCACAAAAGCGUCUGCGAGAAUUGGCUAAUGAGAAAUCGGUGACUUGGCUUGAUUCCAUGAUGGACUUUUGCAAACGCGAAACGGGUGACUUGAAGUCCCAAUUGCAUGCCCUUCGUAUACAAAAGGCCGCUGAAGAGGAACAAAUGCGAAAUGUUCAACAGCAAAUGGCAAGAUGGCGAUUCGAGUGUCUGAAAAGCCGUUGCGUUGUUAUUGAUCGGGAGAAUUUGCUGACAGAGCACAAAAUUUCAUUUAAAUCCAUGCAGGCCAUGGAGUUUAAUAUCAAAGAGGAGGAACUGAAGGUUGCUCAACCACGUAUUGUUCCAAAAAGACAUAAUCCAACUGUGUCAACUGAAAUCAUUGUAUUGGAUACGCCCAUUAAACCGAAAAUUGAGGUGAUAAAUGAACUUCCAGUAAGGGUGGUUCAACUGGAAGUGCAGGAUCAAUCAAUAAAUGAAGAUAUCAAACCUGUAGAGAUUGCCAAACCCCUUAAAAAAGGCACACCCGUAAAAUCACGUCUAGGCUUGAUGAAAAUUAAGCGUGAACAACAACUAACACACGAUGUAAACGAUUCUAAGGACACUGCAAAGGAAUCAUUUCAGACUUCAAGUCCUGGCAAAUGUGCUGAAAUUAAAAGUGAGGAUUUAGUAACACAAGAUGAAAACAAUUCCAAAGGACCCCAAGAGGAUAAACAUAUCACAAAAGAAUCAUUUCAAGCUUCAAGUGCUGAAAUUAAAAGUGAGAAUGUAGCUAUUGCCUUGGAUAAUGUUAUAAACCAGACAGAAGACGACAAAGAUUCCGGGGAGUUUAUAGCAUCGCCAUCAAAGCCACAACAAAAGGGCACACCCAUUAAGCUACGUCCGGGUCAUAAAAUCAACGUAAGACCCAACGAAGAGCUAUUUCCAGAGGUAAAACCCAAUGCAAAGGGGACUCCUGUAAAGCGACAUGAAUUGCAGCUAAGUGACAGUGAGGAAAACGAUCAAAUUUCACCUGCAAAACCUUUGCGUAAAGGUACACCCAUGAAGGCGUUAUUCUCAACAGAGGCCACAACCGAAACAGGUUGCAGUCAGGACAUACGUUCCAUUUUAAAUAAGAAACGCAACAUCUUUGGCGAUGAUACGAACAAGGCGGUUCACUUUAGCUCUUCUCAGCCCAUUGUACACCAGAUAAGUUCCUGUGAGUCUGAAGCUAAGGAGAACGAAUCGCCAAUGCAGACAACUAAGAAUGAAGACAGUAAGGACAUUAAGCCGUUCAACAAAGUGAAGCCAAACAUCAUCAGACGCAUUGUGGUGAGUUCUAGGAAGGCACCCAAAUGACAAAUUGAAAUUAAUUGAAUAUAUAUUUUUUUUAAAAAACUCUU
Drosophila willistoni is the source of this 2408-nucleotide messenger RNA. It is a transcript of the gene Spindly, whose product is annotated as protein Spindly-A. The record is from RefSeq and is a predicted model, not a curated record. NCBI's taxonomy places the organism in Eukaryota, Metazoa, Arthropoda, Insecta, Diptera, Drosophilidae. The transcript has 6 exons. The coding region runs from base 70 to 2364 and encodes 764 amino acids.